Molecule: messenger RNA, 565 nt
Organism: Callithrix jacchus (white-tufted-ear marmoset)
Lineage: Eukaryota; Metazoa; Chordata; Mammalia; Primates; Cebidae
Source: RefSeq, a predicted model, not a curated record
AUGAUGGACAAGAUGAGAGACAAUAAGUACAGGUCCAGUGAAACCAAAAGAAUCAAUAUCAUGCUGCUCUCCAUUGUGGUAGCAUUUGCAGUCUGCUGGUUACCGCUUACCAUCGUUAACACUGUGUUUGAUUGGAAUCAUCAGAUCAUUGCUACCUGCAGCCACAAUCUGUUAUUCCUGCUCUGCCACCUCACGGCAAUGAUAUCCACUUGUGUCAACCCCAUAUUUUAUGGGUUCCUGAACAAAAACUUCCAGAGAGACUUGCAGUUCUUAUUUAACUUUUGUGAUUUCCGAUCUCAGGAUGAUGAUUAUGAGACAAUAGCCAUGUCCACCAUGCACACAGAUGUUUCUAAGACUUCUUUGAAGCAAGCCAGCCCAGUGGCGUUUAAAAAAAUCAACAUUGAUGAUAAUGAAAAAAUCUGAAACUGCUUCUAGGCUGCGGUCCCAGAUAACAUCUGUUUAAAAACAAGCACAACCUGCAACAUACUUUGAUUACUUGUUCUCCCAAGAAAUGGGGUUGAAAUCAUUUGAAAAUGACCAAGAUUUUGUGUCUUGCAUUUUACUG